This is a messenger RNA of Solea solea (common sole), 4446 nucleotides long. RefSeq names its product paired box 7a (gene pax7a). Gene Ontology annotation, molecular function: RNA polymerase II cis-regulatory region sequence-specific DNA binding; DNA-binding transcription factor activity, RNA polymerase II-specific. The transcript has 9 exons. The record is from RefSeq and is a predicted model, not a curated record. Gene Ontology annotation, biological process: regulation of transcription by RNA polymerase II; anatomical structure development. The coding region runs from base 241 to 1767 and encodes 508 amino acids. NCBI's taxonomy places the organism in Eukaryota, Metazoa, Chordata, Actinopteri, Pleuronectiformes, Soleidae.
UUCUUGGUACAUUCAUCGCACCGGAGGAGAGCAACACUUUUAUUUCCCCCCGGUGGACGAAGGGUUUAUCCAGUGUCUCCGCCUGGGAUUGGGAUUUGACAGCAAACAGAGCGUCUAUUUUUUUUUUUUUCUUUUGAGCGCAUUUUGAAGACACCCCGUGUUUUGACUUGGACUUUGUUUGGACAGAGUGGUGUUUGUGUGUGUGUGAGUGUGAGUGUGUGUGUGUGUGUGUGUAGCUCCAUGAUGGCUACUUUGCCAGGAACGAUGCCUCGGAUGAUGCGCCCUGCGCCGGGACAGAACUACCCCCGAACCGGGUUCCCACUGGAAGUCUCUACGCCUCUGGGCCAGGGACGAGUGAACCAGCUUGGCGGAGUGUUCAUCAACGGGAGGCCGCUGCCAAAUCACAUCCGACACAAGAUAGUGGAGAUGGCCCACCACGGCAUCCGACCCUGCGUGAUCUCGCGACAGCUGCGAGUUUCCCACGGAUGCGUGUCCAAGAUCCUGUGCCGGUACCAGGAGACUGGAUCCAUCCGUCCGGGAGCCAUAGGAGGCAGCAAACCCAGGCAGGUGGCAACUCCUGACGUGGAGAAGCGGAUCGAGGAGUACAAGAGGGAGAACCCGGGUAUGUUCAGCUGGGAGAUCCGGGAUAAGCUGCUGAAGGACGGGGUGUGCGACAGAAGCACAGUUCCUUCAGGUGAGGCUUCAUCUGUGAGCUCCAUCAGCCGCGUAUUGAGGGCCCGAUUUGGCAAAAAAGAUGACGAGGAUGACUGUGAUAAGAAGGAUGAAGAUGGAGAAAAGAAAACAAAGCAUAGCAUCGAUGGCAUCCUCGGUGAUAAAUGUAACCGCACAGACGAGGGUUCGGAUGUAGAUUCGGAGCCUGACUUGCCCCUGAAGAGGAAGCAGAGGCGCAGUCGCACCACCUUCACUGCUGAGCAGCUGGAGGAGCUGGAGAAGGCCUUUGAAAGGACACAUUACCCAGACAUCUACACCAGAGAGGAGCUGGCUCAGAGGACAAAACUCACAGAGGCCAGAGUACAGGUGUGGUUCAGCAACAGGCGAGCUCGGUGGCGUAAACAGGCCGGGGCUAAUCAGCUAGCAGCCUUCAACCACUUGCUUCCUGGAGGAUUCCCACCCACAGGCAUGCCGACUUUACCCACAUACCAGCUGCAAGAGUCCGGCUAUCCCAGCGCAGCGCUAUCGCAGGAGGGCAGCAGUACGUUGCACAGACCUCAGCCGCUGCCUCCGUCCUCCAUGCACCAGGGAGGUCUGAGCGCUGACGGCGGCUCUGCGUACGGCCUUUCAUCCAAUCGCCACAGCUUCUCCAGCUACUCUGAUACUUUCAUGAGCCCCUCAGCAUCCAGCAACCACAUGAACGCUGUCGGCAACGGGCUUUCUCCACAGGUGAUGAGUAUCCUGAGCAACCCCAGCGCCGUACCCUCCCAGCCACAGCACGACUUUUCCAUUUCCCCCCUGCACAGCAGCCUGGAUAGCUCCAACGCCAUCUCAGCCAGCUGCAGCCAGCGCUCGGACACCAUCAAGGGUGUGGACAGCCUGGCCUCCUCCCAGUCCUACUGCCCCCCGACAUACAGUGCCACCAGCUACAGUGUGGACCCUGUCACUGCAGGCUACCAGUACAGCCAGUACGGCCAGACUGCUGUAGACUACCUAGCCAAGAACGUGAGCUUGUCUACUCAGAGGAGGAUGAAGCUCGGAGACCACUCGGCCGUUCUGGGACUCCUGCAAGUGGAGACGGGACAGGCGUACUGAAGCCCUCUGGACACACCCUGGACCUCUCUCUCUCCUCCACCCUCUCUGCCACCGUCCCUCUACGCUCCAUCAAGUCUGGAGUCCAACUCGCUCUCUCUCUGCUGCUUGAUCUGACAUCAGUGCACAGACAAACAGCUUCGCUGUAUAUCGGAGAAUGUGGCAAGUGGGCGUGAGAAAGGAUCAUCUGGGAGUAAAAAUUAAACUUUUCACACCAUUGUCAACCACCAGGCGGCUCUUCAACCUCUUCUUCUCGAUAUUUGGGCACUUCUGCCUGCUCCUUGUACUCUUACCCCCACCCAACUCCAGCCCCUGUUUUGCUUUGCUCAGAGGACCAGACAGAACCUCAGAUGACCCAAGAAUUGUGGGCUGCCCAGGACCGGGGUUUCUCUUCGUCCGACAACACAUUUUCGAGCCAUCAACAACAUGUAUUUUGACCUUGCUGUUCAUAGUAGUUAACAAAGCCAAUAUCAUUUGAGUGACCUAUUCUUGUUCCUUUUUUGAUAUUGUUAAGAUUAUUGUUGCUGUUAUAUGAUUAUGGUUAGUGUGAUUUCUGUUGUUCUUUGAUUCCAUUCGUAUCUCUUUUCUCUGUUAGAUGUCGGUGUGUGAAACACAGUGGAUGAGACAAUUUGGAAGCGAGUGUGUUGUUGCCGGGUGUGCAUGUUUCGUGUGUCAGCACAGACACACACACGCGCGAGAAUAGGAUGAUAGUUUUCCAAGCUGUUGUUCCUCUCUGCCUGUUCCCCAACGCUCUAAUGUUCAUGAGCGGUUUGACCUUCCCCCACUUUCAUAUUCAUCUUGACGUUUCCUAAAGAACUUGGCCACACUGUGGGAAGUCUGGCUGGAUCAAUUCUGCGGGGAAUUAAAGCAGCGUUUUGGCGGCCAAUAGCUUUCCCCUUCUAACCUCCAUCCCAUCCUUAGCCAUGGUCCGUGGGGAGGGGGGCAUUGUUUUGCAAAAAAGGAUUGGGGAAAUUAAUGUAUUUUGUUUGGAAAUAUGGACCUUGCCAAGAUGAGCCAACACAAGUCCCCCCUCUACUCCUAAAUCCUCAACUGCUAGGGAAUACUGUGUGAUUUAAACAGUGUAAAGCAGAUUAAAUCACACCAAUAUAACGUCAAAGCUAAUUCACAGUGACCCUUCUCAUUACCAGCCAGGAUUCCUGUCUUUAUAGGCCAAUUAGCACAUUCUGUAAAUGCACCUUCAGUCGGUUUCCAUUUCCAGAUGAAAUAAUCAUUCCUUCAAAACAUUCCUGCGGCUCUAUUUGCAAAUGUACUUAGCAUUCCAGCAAUUUUUUUUUCUUUUCUUAUGAGAUUUGAGAACGCGCACACAAGCUGUGUGCCAUUCACACGCACUCUGGAAAAACCCAUAUAAUCCAGUCAGUUGUGAAAGGGCACAGGUAACACCACUGAUAUGCCCACCUCUAAUCCCCCAACUCUGACUCUGACUCUGACAGAAAUGUACAAAAACAAGAAGAAGAUGAAGAAAAAAAUUCAAGAAUAGUGAAUAUGAGACAUUUUUGUAGCACUCAUAGUUGACCCGACAUGAUCCAGGACCUGCUGAUCACCUUGAGAUGUGUGUAGUUUAUUUCUUUGUUUGUUUUUUUGUUUCCAUCAGUACGUGUGAUAUUGAUGAUGUACACAGAAUUCUUAACUUUAUCUCAAGACAGAUUUAGGUCCUUUUAGUCGCGCCUUUUAAAAAGCUGAGAAAUGUACAAUAGGUGGAGCAAAAAUUGUGUAUUGCAUUGUUUAUAAAGAGUAUGUUUUAUACUAAAACAGAGCUAUGUUGAGUAUUAGGUAAGCAAGGGAUCUGUGGAAGUAAGUUUUUUUUUUGAUUUUGAGUUUUCUCAAAUGGCUUGUUUUUCUGUUGUUUUCGUUUUCUUGUAUUUAAUGGGUUGAAUUGGUGUUUUGACCAAACGUUUUGUUUGCUUUGGGCCCAGGCAAGAAUGAAUUUGUAUAAAUUAGUAAAAAAAAAAAAUAAUAUGAAAAUUCCAUGACAUAUGUUACAAGUAAAAUUGUUUGAAAGAGGAUCAAACUGAGCUCAACGGAGACGGACUCCACUGGACCACAGGACCACUGUAUAUUUGAAUAUGUGGCCAGAUGAACGUGUUUUUGACUGCCUGAUCUUACACAGACUGAUUGUGCAGAGACGGAUUGAGACUGAACUGUGAACUCUGAACUCCAGCGAUGAUAUGAAGCUGAUGGAGUCAGCCUCAACUGCUUUGAUUUGUGGACCAAUAAAGAUUCAGGAGGAGAUUUCAAAGUAACGCCAUUGCCGCACUGAAUAGCAGCAGCGUCCACUGCUCUGCUUAUAGACGCCUCACUCACGUGUAUAUUUUAAAAAGGAAAACUUUUAGAAUUGUCUUUAGUGUAUCGAACACCCCCCCCCCCCCCCUUUCUAACACUUGCGUCGAAUAAACAUUUGGAUAUUUAAAGCGUUCUGCUCCUUAUCCCCAUUCUGUCUAUUUGACACUUAACCCUUUUUUGUUUAGUUUCUUUCUGACAUCUGUGCUUUGCUUUACUCCUUCUUCUGUUCCGCAUGUGUAUAUAUUAUCAUGGUAUAAUUUAUUCUGCUGUAUGAAGUAUUAGACUAGUGGGAAACUUGUAUUGGUAUUUACUACCUUCAGCCUGUUGGUGUGUUUACUGUAACACUGGCGUAACUGUUAUCAAUUAAAGGUCCAAAAUUUC